Gloeophyllum trabeum ATCC 11539 is the source of this 651-nucleotide messenger RNA. RefSeq lists its product as uncharacterized. The record is from RefSeq and is a predicted model, not a curated record. Bases 1 to 651 code for a protein of 216 amino acids. Lineage: Eukaryota; Fungi; Basidiomycota; Agaricomycetes; Gloeophyllales; Gloeophyllaceae. The transcript is spliced from 4 exons.
AUGCCCGACCGCCCAGCUAAAGACCCCGUCGCGGCGCGGUCCGCGUUCCUGUGCAUGUACAUGCGCGGGCACCCCGACACGCUCGUCGCGUACGUGAAACACUACGCGGGCGUGCAGGGCGCCGUCGCGGACGCGGCGAUGCGCGGGAUCGACGCGAAGGGCAUGACCCUCGCGUACGCGCGCGCGAAGGGCGCGCCGGCGACGGAGGUGCGCGUCCCGUUCGACCCGCCGCUGGGGGGGUACGACGAGGUGAAGCCGCGCCUGCUGGCGAUGAAGGCGGACGCGGAGGCGGCGCUCGGGAUGACGAAGGCCCCCGCCAUAACGACCUUCCGCCUCCCCCUCCAGAUCUACCAGCCCACGCUCCUCCUCGCGCUGCUCGUCUACACCACGCUCGCCGCCCCCCACACGCCGGGCGCCCUCCUGCGCGAGUGGCUCGGCGCGCGGGCGAUGCGCGCGGUGUGGGUGUUCGUGCCGGCCGUGCACUGCCUGGAGGGCGCGUGGAUGGCGUGGAUGUGCCGGCGGGCGCGGACGCCGCUGGGCGUCGGGGUGUUGUACGUCCUCGCGGCGACGCUCUGGGGCUACCCCGUCCUCUUCGACUUCCGCGCGAGGGUGCACGAGGCGCGGAUCGCGAGUAUCACGAAGGGGGAGUAG